GCAUGCAUCAUUGCAAAUUAACGAUAUUUGUAACAACAAUCAAUAUGCAGUCGUGUCUGUUUUUAACUUUGGUGAUUGUGGUUGUAGGGAUUAAUGCUGAUACCGUUCUCCUUACUGAUGUACAGAAAGAACAAUCAAAUGCAAACAUUGCCGCGUGCAUCAAAGAGAGCGGCGUAAAGCCUGAGAUACUAGCUGAAGCUAAAAAAGGGAAUUACUCUGAAGAUGAGGCGAUGAAGAAAUUCUUGCUGUGCUUCUUCAACAAAUCUGGCAUCAUGAACGCUGAUGGCAAAUUGAACCUCGAUGUAGCUCUUGCCAAUCUGCCUCCUGGAGUGGAUAAGAAUGAAGCUACCAAGGCAUUGGAGGAAUGUCAACAUAAGAAUGGUAAAGACGCUGCCGAUACUGCCUUUACUAUAUUCAAAUGUUACAGCACAGCUACUAAGACUCAAGUACUGUUUUAAACAAGCAUAUUUAAAGUGUUAAACCAGCUAAAUUGUUGUCAAUUCUAUGUAAAAUAAACGGUUAAAGAUAUUCUAACA
Manduca sexta (tobacco hornworm) is the source of this 536-nucleotide messenger RNA. RefSeq names its product general odorant-binding protein 83a. Gene Ontology annotation, molecular function: odorant binding. Lineage: Eukaryota; Metazoa; Arthropoda; Insecta; Lepidoptera; Sphingidae. Bases 3 to 458 code for a protein of 151 amino acids. The record is from RefSeq and is a predicted model, not a curated record. Gene Ontology annotation, biological process: sensory perception of smell. The transcript is spliced from 2 exons.